AAAAAUGCCGAACACUGCCGACCAAGUGGAUCCACUUCUCGCCUCACUCUCGCAUUUCGUAGAUCACACGGAUUUGCUCGCCGAGCACACGAUGAAUGCUGUCGAGUGGGAAGCUGUCGAGGUGCUGAUGCCACGAAUUCUACGGGGAAAAUCGAAGGAAGACGUAAAGCAGCUGCUGUUAGCAGAGAUUGACGGAAUGUCUAAAAAGAGGUUGGAUGCAGUGUUGGCUGGAGAGACACUGGAAGAAUCGUCGAGCUCUGAGGAUGAGGAGGAGCAAGUGAUUGGCUCCGCUGGAGAAUCGGAAAAAUCUGAAAGCCCAGAGAUCCCUGAGCCUGAAGCCAAAAUGGAGGAGCAGGCUGUAGAAGCUGCAGAAGCUUCUGAAGCUUCAGAUGAUGGAAGAGAGGACGGUGAAAUUAGAGAUGAUCAGGGAAACACGACGUCAACACCGCCUGAUCCAGGAUCCCCAAAGUCACCAGAAAAGGGAGAAGCCGAGCAACUGGACACUGAUGAGGAGAUUGAUCGGCUGCUGGAAGAGGAUCUUGAAGAUUUUCUCUAAAUUUUUUUUCUGUAUUAUCCUGUAACAUUUACAUCUCUUCUGACGAAUACACAAUUUCUUAU
Molecule: messenger RNA, 618 nt
Organism: Caenorhabditis elegans
Lineage: Eukaryota; Metazoa; Nematoda; Chromadorea; Rhabditida; Rhabditidae
Gene: caap-1
Product: Cactin_mid domain-containing protein
Exons: 2
Coding region: 5-556 (183 amino acids)
Biological process (GO): regulation of apoptotic process
Source: RefSeq, marked reviewed